Messenger RNA from Chanos chanos (milkfish), 1287 nucleotides. It is a transcript of the gene cript, whose product is annotated as cysteine-rich PDZ-binding protein. Gene Ontology annotation, molecular function: PDZ domain binding; microtubule binding. The coding region runs from base 75 to 380 and encodes 101 amino acids. NCBI's taxonomy places the organism in Eukaryota, Metazoa, Chordata, Actinopteri, Gonorynchiformes, Chanidae. Gene Ontology annotation, biological process: cytoplasmic microtubule organization. The record is from RefSeq and is a predicted model, not a curated record. The transcript is spliced from 5 exons. Gene Ontology annotation, cellular component: dendrite.
CAACAUUUAGCCAACUUCCUGCUGCCCUUCGUUCGGCUAUUGGCGAAGUUAGCCGCUUUAUUUAGGAAAAGAUCAUGGUUUGCGAAAAAUGUGAGAAGAAACUUGGGAGGGUCAUCACUCCAGAUACCUGGAAAGACGGCGCAAGAAACACAACAGAGAGCGGAGGCAGGAAAAUAAACGAGAACAAGAUGCUUACGUCGAAAAAGGCAAGGUUUGAUCCCUAUGGGAAGACUGGAUUUGCCACCUGCAGGAUAUGCAAAAGUUCCGUCCACCAGUCUGGAUCACACUACUGUCAGGGCUGUGCCUACAAGAAAGGAAUCUGCGCCAUGUGUGGGAAGAAGGUUCUGGAUACAAAGAACUACAAACAGACAUCAGUUUGAUGGAUCUCUCCUGAACAAAAGAUUGUUUUAAUAACUAUUUGGAGGGCUGCAUGAUAAUGGUGUGUGAUGAUUUUCACCAACCCAAAACUCCACAGGUAGCCUAGUCAGUCAGUUUAAUGGUGGCAUCAAGCACCACAGUCUCUGUUCAUAUUGUUAAAUGUGUACGUGCGUGGAGUCGUCUGAUAGCUGUAUCGGUCUAACUGCUAAAUAGCCCUCCCUUAGACUUUUAAGCAAUAUGUGGGCUUGCACUGUUUCAAUAUUUUCUCAAAGUGCUUACUGGUAUGUAGUCCACAUUGUCGUUUCUUUAUUUCUUUUUAUUUUUGGCAUUGUUUGUAAAUUUUUGUACAUUUCCACAAAGAUACCCUAUAUGCUGGCUCAAUGAAAACACACAAUAACCCUUAACUACAGAUUGCAGCAAACCAAAUAAAGAGAGAACUUCUCUCUCUCUCCUCCGCUAGCAAUCAUGUAAUGUAGCUUGCAGGCAGACCUCUCACGACACUUCAUUAGUGGUUUCCUCUCCUCAUGUCCUGAUGUUUCCUGAUAGAGCCAUGGAACCUUUUAGACUCCGGCCAACGGUCAAGUUUCUGACAUUUAAAUAUCAUCUCUACCCUGAAGCUAAGGUGUUUUUUUUUUUUGUUUUUUUUUUUUCGUUUUUAUAUUUUUCUUGUUCUGCACUCACCUCUCAUAGCUCUCACCAGUCAUUUGUUCUGUAGUCACCUGAUGUCUGACAUGAGUGAAGAUGAAUUAUUUGAAAUGGACAGAGUUAUUGUUGUCUUGGGCUGUCCUGCCAGUCAUGAGUUUAACGAUAUCCAUCACCAACAUUUUUUUAUCUUUGUGUUUUGUUUUGUUUUUCCCAUGAAACUGAUGUCUGCUUUUAUUUUAUUUUCAUAAACAUUGUUAUUUGUUG